GGCAAUUUCACAAAAUUUCACUUGACAGGAGGGAAGACUUCGGCGGGAAAGCAGAGAGAGAGAGAGAGAGAUGAUGUCAUCGGAAGUAGAUGCAGAAUCGGCUGACCUAGAGUGCGAGCUUGAUAACGUACAGGGCAUGGUCGAUGCCCUUUCUUCUGUCCGUUGGAAACGCCAUCAGGAUGCAGUUAUUGAAUUAUCUGAACAUGGCAUUGUUCUGGUAGUGGAAGAAUCUUCAUGUGUUCAAGCCAAAGUGUAUCUUCAAAAAGAGCUUUUUGUUAGAUAUGAGUAUAGUGCUCAAGCUCGUGUGCGGUUCGGUGUUAGCUUGGGACUCUUUGUGGAUUCUCUCAACACUUUCUCGCGUCCUGCUCAUUCCUCCACUAUUGAGAUUCGAUAUCCUGGCCCUGAUAUGCAGCUUCUUCUCAGGUCUGUUGAUUCAUUAGAUGCUUGUAUCUAUGCGGAGAUCAGGACAAGAAUCCCUGAAACGAUUUCAUGGGACUACAACUUUGAGCCUGCAGGAAGCACUCCUCUGAGUUUCACUGUUAAGUCAGCAGCUUUAAAGGAAGCUAUUGAUGAUCUGGAAUGGCCAGGCUCAAGCAUCCAAGUGAGCCUCCAACCAGCUCCGCCAGUUGUUACAUUCAGGGGUGAAGGCCAUGGAGACUUGCAGAUUGAUUUCAUGUAUUAUGCAAAUACUGAUCUGUUGACUGCAUUCCAUUGUGAUCGCGAGGAGUCUCACCGGUACAAGUACAAGUUCCUUCGUGCAACAACUUCCAACAUUCCAAGCAGUGUUAUCAAAGAAAAUCGAGGAAGCAAGUUGACCAUUGGACGGGGUGGAAUGUUAAAGGUUCAGCACCUGGUUUCAGUUGCAAAACAAUCCAACUCACAUUCCCACGCUGACUCGGCUGGCUAUCUGCAACCAAGCCGUAUUGCUUAUAUUGAGUUCUUUGUCAAACCAGAGGUUGAUGAUGAUAAUGCUAAUGAUUAAAAUAAAUUCUGAAGACGAUUUGAUGCUUGUUGAUCUUACAAAUAGACAGAACCAAUAGAUUUUCAUAUCCAUAUAAGGAAACAUGAAGCUAGAAUAUAUUUCCUGAUUAGUGUUAAGAACAUUUCAUUUCAGACAAUUAGUAUACAUUUGUUAUUAUAA
Molecule: messenger RNA, 1141 nt
Organism: Daucus carota subsp. sativus
Lineage: Eukaryota; Viridiplantae; Streptophyta; Magnoliopsida; Apiales; Apiaceae
Exons: 7
Coding region: 71-982 (303 amino acids)
Biological process (GO): DNA damage checkpoint signaling; DNA repair
Cellular component (GO): nucleus; checkpoint clamp complex
Source: RefSeq, a predicted model, not a curated record